UUGGGGCAGGGGACUGGACUAAAUACCACUCCCCUUUGACAUUUGCGUGGGAUGGCUUCCUCUGGCCUGAAAUACUGAUCCUAGAAACUUCAGUCAACAUCAUUCCCUGUUGUGUAAUUUCACCUCCAGAAAGUACUCUCCAGAUGGAAUGGUUGGGAAGAAAUUGGCCAUCCUUGCAUAGUAGGUAACUUUUAAUGUAUGAGCUGGAGGAAUUAACAGGUUGGUUUUGAUAUCUUAGAUAGUCAGAGGAAGGGAUGAAUGGCUAUGUAUCAAAAUCAGUAAAUGUGGGGAAAGUGGUUGGCAUCCCCAGCUGAAAUGACAUGCAUGUUUACAAAUAAUGGGUAGUAACUACCUGCCUCUAAUCAAACCUCCAUGAACUACUGCAGGUUUGUGUGCAAGAAUAAUGGGGUGCUCUUUGAGAACCAGCUGCUGCAAAUCGGGGUGAAGUCAGAAUUCCAGCAAAACUUAGGCCGUAUGUACCUUUUCUAUGGGAACAAAACAUCUGUCCAGUUCCAGAGUUUCUCACCAACAGUCAGCUAUCCUGGCGACCUGCAGAGCCAGCUCAAAAUUCAGACAAAAGCAGUGGAGCCACUGGUGGAGGGAGGGGCUCAGGUUCAACAGGUCCUGAACAUUGAAUGCCUGAGCGAUUUCACAGAGAGCCCCCUCAUCAACAUCAAAUUUGGGUAUCAUUGCUUGACAUCUCAGCCAAACCCUCAGCUCUAAGGGCGAAAGAGUUUCUAUAUUUAAGUAAUCAAAGGCAUUUCAAAGUGGCUACAGUCGGAGCAUACGUAGCUACCUA
This is a messenger RNA of Thamnophis sirtalis, 799 nucleotides long. Lineage: Eukaryota; Metazoa; Chordata; Lepidosauria; Squamata; Natricidae. The record is from RefSeq and is a predicted model, not a curated record.